AUGGAUUGGCACGAUUCUGACCCUUCUGACGACGAAGUCAACCAUGACUCCCAGGCAGCCUCCAGAAAGAGGAGCAGUAGAGCCUGUGACCAGUGCAGAAAGACAAAGAGCAAAUGUGAAAGAGGUGCUGCCGAUUCUACUCAGUGUAAAAGUUGUGCGCAGGCAGGAACAGCUUGCACAUUUCUUGGCCCGAGCUACAAGCGGGGACCCCCGAAGGGGUACAUUCAUGCCAUUGAGCAGCGGUGGCACCAGGUCGAAUCCCUCUUGGGUGCGCUCAUGCAAUGCAACGAUCCUCGUGUGCAGAGCAUCGUCGCCGAUCUGCGCCAGGACGACCUAGCUCGGGAAAUUCUAGGAAGAGUAGAUUCAGGUCCUUAUGGUCCUUCCGGUCGUCGAAAUCAGCGCUCAGGAGCUACCAAAGAGGACUUCUUUGCGUCUGUCCUGAGGAGUAACGAGACAUCUCCUGCGCGGGAUCCUUCACGGUCACGAAGACAGUCUAGGGUAUCGAGAGAGAAAGUCUCAUCAGCUCAAGAUCGAGGACUCUCUGUAGUCCCUACCCAGGAGUGGCAGGAUAACCUCGCCGCCCGGCUAACUUCUGGGUUGGCAUCCUCGUCGUCAUCCACACCGUCUAUUUACGGAGCACCUUCUAGUUCUUCCAGUUCCAUUGAUGGUGCAGAGCCGGCCACCCAGAGACGUCGGCUGAAUGCUGCCUCCAUUGAGUCCCGUGUUGCAAAUCCAGAUUGGAGUAGGAUGUACACUAUGGAACCGUUAUCCGAAAGCGAAGAUCGUGAAUCAUUGAAAGACGCCACCGAACAUAUGGGCCAAUUAUCUCUGGACGAAAAUCAAGAGGUACCGCUUCGAUAUCAUGGCAAGGCGAGCGGUCUACAUCUUUUGAGUAGGAACUCGCGGACCGAUGAUCGAAACGAUGGAGGCGUAUGGAAAUUGCCUAUGGCAAGGGUCUGGCCACCGUCUAAGGAUCAUAUACUCCAUCUCAUUCAAGAAGAAGACAUCGAAGUGCAGCUACCGCCUUCGCACAUCCAGGAUCGACUCAUCGAACUGUACUUCGUGUACAUUCAUCCCGUGUUUCCCCUUAUACAUAAAGGUCGCUUUUUGCGGGAGUACCGUGCCUUCGAAUCGUUACAGCAAGAUAGUCCGAGGCCGUCAGAGACUGGAUCGUCACCAAAGCCAGAGGCCACGCAGAAACUGUCCGCGAUGCUUCUUCUCUCCAUGUUCGCUAUCACUGCUCGAUUUUCUGAUCAAGACCUUCCCCUGCCUACCAACGGAAAGAUGUGGGAAGCCGGCCGAAAUUACCAGGAAUCAGCAAGGAACAUACUCACCAAAAUCUUCCACCGUUCCCGACCUACUACCGUUCAAACUCUGCUGCUGUUGGGAUAUCGCGAGUUUGGAAUUGGGAGUAUGGAGCAAGGAUGGAUAUAUAUUGGUAUGUCUUGUGCGAUUGAUUUGGGACUAAAUCGUAACUCCGAUCAUUGGAAAAUUCACGGUGAAGACAUGUUCUCACCCGAAGAGACCCAGACUCGACGACAGAUCUGGUGGGUAUGUACACUCGCGGACAGGUGGGUCAUGGUCCCUCAAUACUUUAAACAAAGUUUGACGUAUGAUGUCGAUGCAGGGCGUCCAAUUAUCAUCAGAGAUGAUGACUUUGAUACUCCCUUACCGGAAGUGAACCAAGCUGAUGAGCAACAACCUUGGCGACCGCUACCAUCAGAUUCGACAAGUGCAGCCUAUCCCCCCACUCCCAAUGCGGUGAUGUACUGUUUCCGCGCCACCGCCACCCUCUGCGUUAUCCUAGGUGCCAUAAUAUCCAAAAUCUAUCCUGUACGCGCCACACCAGGGGUCUCUCGUCGUGCCUUGCUGUCUAGCUUUGAGUCCCAGCUGGAUCAAUGGUACAUCAGCCUACCUGAGCACCUGCGAUAUGAUACUGCCAAUCGGCGUAAAGUCCCGCCGCCGCACAUUCUCUUCUUGCACAUCAGGUAUUGGGGGUCCGUCUUGUUACUGAACCGAGCGUUCAUUCCUAAUUGGAAAGGCGGCGAAUUCACUUCCCGACAUUCCACAUUGGAGUUGAAGGCAUUUGACCUAGCUCAAGGCGCCGCUAGCCAUAUUGGUUCCAUCGUCACGGUAUAUCGCGAGACGUUUACGCUCAAACGCUGUUCCCCGUUCCUCACAUCUUACAUAUUCAUAACUUUACGGCCGUCGAAUGUCCAGGCAUCUCUGGGCUUGCGUCAAUGUAUGGCGGCACUGAAGGACAUGGAGGUAGUUUGGCCCAGUGCCUCACGCGCAUGGGAUCUACUAAAUGGGGUACAACUGACCUUUGACAAUGCUCAGACGUCGGAGGAUUCAAACUCUCCUGGGCGACAUAAACGACAAGCAGACAUUGCGUUCGCGCAGGAAAAGUCGUCUGACUAUUUGCAGCGAGAGGCGUUUGGAGAUCUCAAUGGACCCCCGCAGCAAGAACAGACAGAAACAGGGGUACAAGACCUGAGCACGCGGAUCAUGGCACACAUGCUUGGCCUGGAUAUACCGGGAAUCGAACCCUCCACAUCGUUUUAUCCGGGCUAUGAAUGGUGGCCCCGGAACGGGCAGAUAGCACAAGGGCCCACAGUGGAUGCGAAUGCCGUGGCUCCGCCGCUGAAUGAGUUAGACUUUGGGGGAGGGGGUUCGCGACAGGGCGGCGAGUGGCUGCAAAGUAAUGUAGGGGCAGGAGGGCUCCCGUAUCCGUAUAAUUUUAAUCAGUAUGGGCUAUAG
Molecule: messenger RNA, 2760 nt
Organism: Guyanagaster necrorhizus
Lineage: Eukaryota; Fungi; Basidiomycota; Agaricomycetes; Agaricales; Physalacriaceae
Exons: 21
Coding region: 1-2760 (919 amino acids)
Biological process (GO): regulation of DNA-templated transcription; DNA-templated transcription
Molecular function (GO): DNA binding; zinc ion binding; DNA-binding transcription factor activity, RNA polymerase II-specific
Source: RefSeq, a predicted model, not a curated record